CAUACAAGAGAUGGUUGGCUGCGAAUCGGCGGGAGUUAUGUUCACUUGUGAUCCCAUCACCGGUGAUGAGAGGGUUCUCGAGAUUACCGGCAAUUAUGGGUUGGGAGAAUCAGUGGUGUCCGCGUCUUCAGAACCGGACACAAUAAGAUUGUCCGUUAAUAUUGAGUCCAAUUCAUUAUCCAAGAGAAGACAUAUCACCGGAAUUGUGGAUAAAGUGAUCGGACAGAAGAAGACUAUAAUAAAGUUAUCAGAGAGUGGCGGCACUGUUGAGGAAGAAAUUGAAGAUCAAAAUAGUUGUUGUAUUAGUGAUGAAGACGUAUACCGUUUGGGAGAUUUAGGAUUAAUAAUUCAAUCGCAUUAUGGAAACACCAGGGAUAUAGAGUGGGGUCUAAAAGGGGGCAAAAUAUUUAUGCUUCAGUCGAGACCCGUAACUAAUUUAGACAACUCUUACACCGAUUACGAAAUCAUGCAUGAAAUUGACACUGCUCACCCCACAGAAUUUGAAAUAUAUUCUCGAGCACAUUGGGGCGAGAAUUACCCUGGUGUUUCUACUUGUCUCGUUUUCAGCUUUCUUUGGGCCAAUAAGAGCUCAAUAUUUAGGGAAGUUCUGGACGAAGACCCAUCGGCCACAAUGGAGGACUACAAUCCAUACAUCGAUUUUAUGGGCUGUUGUUAUAAUCAACUAUUUUUCAAUCUCACCAAUUAUUCAUUCGCGAGAUUCUACGAUUACCCUGAAUCUAAAUCAGCCGAAUAUUCAGUACUGGCUUUCUUUGGACACCACAUCACCGAUAAGGAUGUGCUGCAAAUGUUUAGGGAAAGGCGUCAAUACGUGAAUAAACCCAAGUUAUGGCCAACACUUAAAUAUUAUGCAAACAUUUUCCUAUUCGGCCGAAAGACAAUGUUUGACACAAUCGACAAACAUAUGGGUAAAUACGAUAUGGCGGCCAAACUGAGACAAUACUCCGGUGCCAAACAGGUGUUCGCCGGUCUCAUGAACGAGUAUAUGGUUACGGACGUCAUGUUUUUUAACCACAGUUGGGCCAGUCAGGGCUCCACCAUUAAGAAUGGCAUUUUGAGAUAUAUUCUCGAAACCGCACAAAAGGACAAUCCAAACCUAGAGAUCGACUUUAAUUCAAUGAUCUCGUCGUGUGAUGAAGUAAUCAGCGCUGAAGUGCCCAAUCGUUUGCGAGAAAUCGCAAAAGCUAUUAGAGAUAAGGAAGGGUUCAGACAAUUGAGUGAUGAGAAGGCACUGGAAAUGCUACAGAAGGGCACCGACGAGGCCUCACAACUGUUCAAAGAAUUCUUGCAAAUCCAUGGCCACAGAGGAUAUAAAGAGAUGGAUCCGUACCACAAGCCAUGGGAAGACAACCCGAUUCCUUGCAUUAAGAAUAUAAAAGGAAUCCUAACUGGUGGUGAUAAUUUUUUGAAACCAAAAGUGAUCAAGACCGUCGAUGAAGUGGUCAAUGAGUUACGAACUCCACUGUCAUUCUGGAGACGAUAUCUACUGCGGAAGGUAUUCCUCCCGUGGAGUCGAAAGGGUGUCGGAUAUCGAGAGGUGUCGAAGGGUUUUAUGGUUUGGUUUAACCAUAGGAUCCGAAAGGGAUUCAGAUAUUUAGCGCAAACGAUGGUAUCGGAAGGACUCAUACCGUCGAUCGACACCUUCUUCUUCCUGACUAUCGAUGAGAUCGAAAGGCUGUGUAAUGGAGACAGAGAUGCGUUGCUUUUGUCCAAAACUAAACUCAGAAGACGCCUCUUCACACAAAUGGAUAGAUAUAAGUUUGAAGAGAUUAUCAAAGGACCAGAAAUGAGACCCAAAAAUUUUGAAGACUCAAUUCGUGUCAAUCAUAUAAAGGAAGGUUCACUUCAAUUGAGUGGAACUCCUGUCAGUUUGGGAACCGUUAGGGCAAGAGUUUGUGUGGCAGAAGAUAUUAUUGAAGCCGACAAUAUUCAGCCGGGAGAUAUACUGAUCACAUACUCGACAGACAUCGGUUGGAGUCCAUACUUCCCUCUACUGUCGGGUAUUAUCACAGAAAUCGGUGGAACCAUAUCUCACGGGGCAGUCAUUGCCAGAGAAUACGAGUGGGGUCUAUUCGGGGGCCAAAUAUUUAUGCUUCAGUCGAGACCCGUAACUAAUUUAGACAACUCUUACACCGACUACGAGAUUAUGCAUGAGUUGGACACUCCUCACCAAACAGAGUUUGAGAUCUACUCCCGGGCCCAUUGGGGCGAAAACUUUCCCGGCGCCUCGUCUUGGAUUGUGUUGAAUUGGUUUUGGUCCAAUAAAAGCACUUUUAUGGGCAUAUCUCAGGGUAGUUUCUCAGCCGAGGAUUAUAAUCCGUUUGUCGAAACAAUGGGCGUUCAGUACAAUCAAGUGAUGUUUAAUCUGACCAAUGGAAAGAUGGACUUCUUUGCGGACUACCCCGAGUCAAAACAGGCACAACAAAUGGUUUUAGCGAUGUUUGGGCAUCACAUCGAUGAUGAAGACGUUUUAAAGUCUUUUAAAGUGAAACGUCUGGAGAGAGCGAGCUCUUCAUUCGUGGGAAAAGUGCGGAUAUUUUACUUCAUAAUCAAUGCCCUCCUAUUUGGUCCCAAAAAUCUACUCAAAACUAAGAGUCUUUUUAUGGAAGAAAAGAAAUACGAUUUGGUGAACAUUUUGAGACAAUUCUCGAACUCAAAGGCUAUUUAUAACGAAAUUCUCGACAACUAUCACAUUAUAUCCAACACUGCAUUUGCAAACCACGGCCCCGUCUCUAUGGGCUCGUCCCUCAAAAAUGCUAUUCUUAAGGCUACUCUUCAGGGGGCUAUGAAGGAUAAUCCAGAUCUGGACGCAGACCUCAAUGAAAUGAUCUCUUCCUGUAAUGAUGUGAUCAGCGCUGAAGUCCCCAACAGUUUGAGAGAUAUCGCGAAGUCUAUCAAAGAUAAGCAAACAUUCAAACAAUUGUCAGAUGAGGAGGCGCUGCAAGUGUUAUAUAAGGGAACCGAUGAGUCGUCUCUUAAAUUCAAACAAUUCCUCGAAAGACACGGUCACAGAGGGUAUCGUGAAUUGGAUCCCAUGUAUAAACCAUGGAAAGGAAACCCCAUUCCUUGCAUUAAAACAAUUAAAGUGCGGUUUAGAAGUGAGAAACAAUUGGAGGCAAAAGUUGGUAAAUCUGUUGACCAAUUGAUUGAAGAACUCAAGACUCCAUUGACACCAAUAAAGAGACUCCUUGUUAAGAAACUAAUCCUUCCGUACACUCAACGCGGUAUCGGAUACCGAGAAAUAUCCAAAUAUUUCAUGAUUUGGUUGAACAACAAAUUGAGAGAAGGCUUCUGGUAUUUGGCCGAACAGAUGGUUAGGGAAGGACUCAUACCUUCCGCCGAAUCAUUCUUCUACUUAACCGUCACUGAAGUGGAAGCGCUCUGUAAUGGAGACAGAGAUCCAUUAAUUCUUGCGAGAUUUGAAGAUCGCAUUAUUCUUCCAAAUCUGGGCACAGGUAUGGUUCAGAUGAAGGGAACUCCUGUUAGUAAUGGAUCCAUAAAAGCAAGAGUUUGUGUUUCUGAGGAUAUCACAGAAGCUGACAAUAUUCAGCCUGGUGAUAUACUGAUCACAUACUCGACAGACAUCGGUUGGAGUCCAUACUUCCCUCUACUGUCGGGUAUUAUCACAGAAAUCGGUGGAACCAUAUCUCACGGGGCAGUCAUUGCCAGAGAGUUUGGUAUCCCGUGUCUGAUAGCAGUGGAGGGCGCGUGUCGUGCCUUCAAAACCGGAGAUAUUUGUGUUUUGGAUACUAAGAGCGCGACCAUCACUAAAGUCGAGUGA
Messenger RNA from Oppiella nova, 3799 nucleotides. NCBI's taxonomy places the organism in Eukaryota, Metazoa, Arthropoda, Arachnida, Sarcoptiformes, Oppiidae. The record is from the annotation of a GenBank genome assembly.